Messenger RNA from Penicillium psychrosexuale, 375 nucleotides. RefSeq names its product ribosomal P2 domain-containing protein (gene aspf8). The record is from RefSeq and is a predicted model, not a curated record. Gene Ontology annotation, biological process: cytoplasmic translational elongation. Lineage: Eukaryota; Fungi; Ascomycota; Eurotiomycetes; Eurotiales; Aspergillaceae. Bases 1 to 375 code for a protein of 124 amino acids. Gene Ontology annotation, cellular component: cytosolic large ribosomal subunit; ribosome. Gene Ontology annotation, molecular function: structural constituent of ribosome. The transcript has 4 exons.
AUGCAAACGUCACGUGAUAAUAAUAAUCACCAACGUCCAUUCAAAAUGAAGUAUCUCGCCGCCUACUUGCUUCUCGCCCUCGCCGGCAACGAGGCCCCCUCCGCCGCCGAUAUCAAGGCUGUCCUCUCCUCCGUCGGCAUCGACGCUGAGGGUGACCGCGUCGAGAAGGUCAUCUCCGAGCUCAAGGGCAAGGACCUCCAGGUGCUGAUCUCCGAGGGCUCUGCCAAGCUCGCUUCCGUCCCCUCCGGUGGCGGUGCUGCUGCUGCCCCUGCCGCUGCCGCUGCCGGUGGUGCCGCUGCUCCUGCUGAGGAGAAGAAGGAGGAGAAGGAGGAGGAGGAGUCCGAUGAGGAUAUGGGAUUCGGACUCUUCGAUUAA